AUGGAGACUUGUAUCACAAAAUUAGAGCUGGGCUCCUUCCCCGAGACGGACUUGCUUGAGACCGAAGCUGAAUGGGCGCCUCGACUAAUGGAGUACCACCGAGAACUGGGCGAUCUGGAUGGUUCAUUUUCUCCCAGUUCCUGCUUGGAUCCUGUUUCCCAGUCGGAAGCGCGUCUGCUGCUUCUACAUUCACCACUGGCCAGGGUUCUUCUCAAAAAAACCGCACGGAGGGCCACUGUUACUUCUUCCUUUCAUGUGGAUUCCAACAUCCUGACUUCUGCUGGUUAUUCCCGUAGCUUGCCCCCAUCCUAUUGGUCACUUUUUUCAAUGGAGAAAAAAAUGGUGUCAGUUAAUUGCCUUUUGGACACUGGUAGUGGGCGUUCGUACUUGUCUGCUGAUGUACUGAGGGACUUGGGUUCAGUUGAGACUGUUGGAGUCAGUUGUCGGCUUAGACUUUUCACCCUCCUUGGUGAGUGUGACCGGAAUUUCACGGAGGUGGUUCUGGGAGUUGACCUUGGUUCUGGUGAGGCUUUGGCUUCCUCUGUUUUGGUCACUGAUGCAAUGGACUUGUCUGUACGACUGGCUCACUUGGAGACCCUGUUGGGUGCUUUUAGGGCAGCUGACUAUAAUUUGGCUGGCCAAUUUGAGGCCGGGUCAGACCUUGUGCUUAUCAAGGGCAUUAUUGGAUUGGACCUUAUUCAUCGAUUGAUUACAUUGAAGUUGGUCCCCUGUCUGAGGGGUUGGGCAUUUUCUGUUCCGUCAGGCCUGGUUCCCUUUGGAACUGUGGACUCCUUUUUGUCAGGAGACAAGAUCCCUUGUGAAGUGGCCCACCUCUCCUUUAAUACUGUAAUGGGGGGAUACCCCGAAGUGAAUUCCUCACAUUUGUGCUUCGUUCUUGAAAACCAACCAACCUACCUUGACCCUUUGGCGGAGUUUUUCCUGACACCGACACGUGACUGGUUAUUUGUCGUGCUGAAGGAUUAUUCUUUUUUCUGCUCUGUUACUCGACCUAGUUGGAGCAGGUCGCAAGAGGAGGAUUCCUUUUGCAACCCUUACCAGGCUGUCGCUGCUCUCUUCUGGGUUUUCCCUACUUUACUGUGUCGAAAGUUUUUUUUUUUCCGACACUUACUAACAACCAUGAACUACGUUUUCUUGUAA
Messenger RNA from Acanthosepion pharaonis, 1158 nucleotides. The record is from the annotation of a GenBank genome assembly. Lineage: Eukaryota; Metazoa; Mollusca; Cephalopoda; Sepiida; Sepiidae.